AUUGUUGAAUGGAGCAACGAGGACAGCACACUGUGAGAUCAACUGAGCAAUGAACAUUUCUGGGACUGAAGACAAACAAAAGUUGGAUAAGGACCGCCAGAACAAGGAAAUCAUAUUCUUCUGAGUCAAGAGAAAAAUAUUCAAUUUUGAAUGACAUCCUGACAGCUCCAUCUGCUGGUGACAAUAUGGCAUGACCAUAUUUAUUAUGGUAAUGAUUUCACCCGUGACAGAGGUGAAAGAAGAUCAAAGUUCAAGUUUUUGAACAGAGCUGAAACGCCAUUACAGGGUGUGAGAUCUCUGCUAAAAAAAAAAAAAAAAGAUAACCUUGCAGUAUUUGAAGCAAUCAAGAGAAAAGACAGAAACUUGUUGAGUCCUGCAGUGAAAAAUAACUUCAAUAACAAAUGGCUGAAAAGAAUAUUCUUGUGGAAAGUUACCUGAGCUGCCAUGUGUGUUCAGAGAUUUUCAGAGAUCCUGUGUCUCUGAGCUGCAGCCACAGCUUCUGUUCAAGCUGCCUGAAAAAACACUGGGAACAGGCUAAAAAGAAAAACUGUCCCACUUGUAAAAGAAAAUACUCAAAAGGUUUUCCACCAGUGAACGUUCCUCUGAAGGAACUGGCUGAUUCCUUUGUUGAGAGACAGAAAUCUGGAACAUCUGAGGCAGAAAAAGGAGAGAAGAAUAAAGGGAUCUCGAAAUGUAAACAUUCAGAGGUCCCUAAAUUGUUCUGUGAGGACGAGCAGAGUGCUGUGUGUCCUGUCUGUGAGUUUUCUCUCCACCAGAGUCACAAGGUGGUUCCUGUAGAACAAACAGUCCGGGAGCAGAAGGAGCAGCUGAAAUCUGACUUAAAGUCUCUACAGGACAAGAGGAACAAAUACAAACAAGUGGAGAAAACAUACAAUGAAGUGAUUCAACAUUCCAAGAAGCAGCUGUUGUCCACAGAGAGGCAGAUCAGAGCAGAGUUCAACAAGCUCCACCAGUUCCUGAAAGAGGAAGAGGAGUCCAGACUGGCAGCUCUGAGGGAGGAAGAGGAGCAGAAGGGGAAGACUGUCAGCAGAGAGAUGAAGAUGAUUGAGGAGCAGCUCUCCUCUCUGUCAGACAGUAUCUGUGCUGUUGAACAAGAGCUGCAGAAACACAACGUGCCAUUCCUCAGCAGUUAUAAAGCCACUCAGACCAGAGCCAGAGUCCAGUGCUCACUGUCAGAUCCACAGCUGGUCUCAGGAGCGCUGAUAGAUGUGGCCAAACACCUGGGCAACCUGUCCUUCAGAGUCUGGGAGAAGAUGAAGGACCAGGUCCACUUCAGUCCUGUCAUUCUGGACCCAAACACUGCAGCUGACUGUCUCCAUCUGUCUCAUGAUCUGACCAGUGUGAGACGUGGAGACACAAAGCAGCAGCUUCCUGACAAUCCAGAGAGAUUCACUUCCUCUGGCACUGUUUUUGGCUCUGAGGGCUUCAGCUCAGGGAAACACAGCUGGGAGGUGGAAGUGGGAGAUCAUCCUGGUUGGAGUGUAGGUUUGGUUAAAGAGUCAGUUGACAGGAGGGGAAAGAUGACACUUACACCAAAAAAUGGAAUCUGGUGUUUAUGGCAUGGUGAUGGAAAAUACACUAAUAGUCUUGGCAAGACUGUCAGAGAGGAGAAGAGUCUCCAGAGGAUCAGAGUCCAGCUGGACUAUGACAGGGGGGAGGUGUCCUUCUACAACCCUGAAGACAUGACUCACAUCUACACUCACAGAGACACUUUCACUGAGAAACUCUUCCCAUAUUUCAAUAUUGGACAGGCUGGUGAUGCUAAAACUGCUGAUAUCAAAAUCUGUCAGACUGAUAUUUCUCUGUGAUGUUCAGGAAUGUGAAUUAAUUGUUGCACCUUUAACAUUCUGAAUGUAUGGAUCAUGAUUGUUGGAGGUUUAUCAGACAUCACUCAUCAUUUGCACCCAAACCAGCACUCAAGAUAUUUUUUUUUCUUUCAUGUCUAAACCAGAUUUGAUCAGAUGUUGAGAAUCACAGAAACACCAAACUGAAACAUGUACACCUGUGUUCCCAAUUCAGAAGUUCAAAGUCAUUUUUUGAAGGACAUAUGAAUCUUUACUCUGAACUCAGUAACUCUGUAUAAUAGAUAAAUCAGGGUAAAUGCAGCAAAAGUUACAUCAUAAAUGCAAACUGGAACUGUAAUUUUUUUUUUUUAUCUGGUCUUAAAAAUUUAUACAAAUAUAUAUAUCAGUUAUUUUAGAUCAUUACUUAUUAUCCUUGUUAUCAGCAUCUUGUUUUAAUCAGAUCACAAUAUAACAUAAACUGUAUCCACUGAACCAAAUAUUUUGUGGGAUUCUUUAACUUUUAUUAUCAUCAGAUAUCAGUUUUUGUUUGUCAGAUUUCUGGAUCUUCUGAUGGUUCUUUUAGUUUUGAUCAUGUUUUAAUUUCAGUUUUUACUCUUUACACUCAGAGUCUCAGUGGUUCAGAGGAUCAACACACAUUCUGACCCUGACUGUCUUUUUAUAAUCUGUUGUUGAGAGUCACAGAAAUUGUUUUUCUGUCUCUACUGUCUGAAAUGAAAUUCUGCUAAAUUGUUUAAAUUUUUGUUUACACUUUAAGUAAUUGUUUUCAGCUGAAUUGUUUACUGUAAAAAAUCUUCAGUCAUUCAGUAUUUAGUUAUAUUUUAUUUUGCUAACAUUUAUGAAGACAGUCUAUCCUGCUUAUGACUUCCUCUUUAAUGGAGCUCAUGAGAAUAUUUGUUUAUAAUGUUUUGUAAAUACAAAAUCCUGAAAAUAUUUCACAUCAUCAGGAGACAAAUGUGAUAAAUUGAAGGUGAUUGUUUUUGUUUUCAAUCAAACAACAUUGUGUUGUCAUAUCAGUCUGCAGGAUUAUUUCUUGUUGUUUUUUAUGAAUUAUUUCAGUUUUGGAUCUGUUGCUUUUUUCUGAGGAAACACAUGUUCAAUAAUUACUUUUGAUUCAGUAUUUGAUUCUCCCAGUGCUUCAAUUGUUGUGUGUACACAUGAUCAAUAACAGAAAUGACAAAAGUCAAUGUCCAGAUCAACAUAUGAUCAACAAAGAGGAAACACCAAUAGGAGCAUUUAGUUUACCUAACCCUAACCCUAAAGGUACAUCAGAUGGAAGUUGCUUCAUAUUAUGUGUAAUUAAAUCACCAGCAGCUUUUAUUCAGAAUUAUGUGGUUGUCACUCGAACAGUUGUGUGAUUUUACAAACAAAGGUAAAAAUUAUAAACACAGAUCAUAAAAGACAAUUGUAGAAAAUGCAAUAUUUAUUCGUAAUCCAUUGAUGAUAUACCGUAAGUGUUUUGUUUCAUGACUCAUUAACUGAUUGUAUAUAAAGAAACCUGAAUCAGCCUCAAUCCACCCUGAUGAAGCACAACAGCUGAAAACAUUUGAGGAAUAAAACAUAC
This is a messenger RNA of Acanthopagrus latus (yellowfin seabream), 3387 nucleotides long. Its product is annotated as nuclear factor 7, brain-like. The coding region runs from base 402 to 1829 and encodes 475 amino acids. The record is from RefSeq and is a predicted model, not a curated record. The transcript has 2 exons. Gene Ontology annotation, molecular function: protein binding; zinc ion binding. Lineage: Eukaryota; Metazoa; Chordata; Actinopteri; Spariformes; Sparidae.